Messenger RNA from Trichoderma breve, 1101 nucleotides. RefSeq lists its product as uncharacterized. The record is from RefSeq and is a predicted model, not a curated record. Lineage: Eukaryota; Fungi; Ascomycota; Sordariomycetes; Hypocreales; Hypocreaceae. The transcript has a single exon. Bases 1 to 1101 code for a protein of 366 amino acids.
AUGGUCGAAGACAUGUAUGAGACACUCAAUGGGCUGCCAAUAAAUAUCCCGACUAACCUGAUGAUUAGGUCUGACGAGGGCAUCCCUAUACCAUACGUCGCAGGCGUCUCUCUACGCCUUGAAAUUACCCAAAACUACCAAGACUUACCCUUUCCCCGAGUGACUGCGGCAUCCAUUACUAGGGUACUCGAUAUCACCAUGUCUUCGGUAAUGUGCGUUACCAUUACUCUAGACUCAGGCCAAGACAUUCACGCAGUCCUUAAACUGUACGAUCGUCGGUUCGGCGUGGAUCUUCGCGACUACAGAAUGGUACAUUUGCCUCUUACCACUGAAAAGCAAGCGUUGUUCAACUCCUUUGUGAGGCGAAAGGCAAUCGGCCCUUUUCUCACACAGCUGGCCCAAGACCAAGAAAGGGAACUUAUACCAAUCCCACCCCAUCACCACCUCGACGACGACAACUUUGAGGGCAGUGAAAAGUACGAAGCAGCUCUCUGGAAGGAUUGUGAUGACAUGUUUAACUGUGAGACCAAGGCCUAUGAGUUGCUGAAAGAUCUUCAAGGAGCCGGAAUACCGCGUUUGCUGGCCGCCGUCCGGCUAGUGAACACAAGCUCUAGCAUACCCUCGGAUCUCAUCGACGGACCUGAUGCUAAGUAUUGGGAUGUUCAUGGCAUUCUCCUCCAGUACAUUCCUGGAAUUAAUCUGAUCAAUCUCGACGGCUCAUCAAUAGAUGUCAAUGAAUGGCCGAUCUUCGUACAGCGUUCUGUAGAUUUGGUUCACAAAAUCAAUGAAUACGGCGUGGUUAUGAUGGAAUGUUCCGCGCGCAACGUGAUUGUGGACCAACAGUCGCAACAACCUUUUGCUAUCGAUUUCGCGCAGUGUUGGUUCAAGCAUGAAAUGAAAAUGUGGGAGCCAGGCAAUGAACAGGACGAUGAGGAAGAUGAGGAGGAGGAGAGUGAGGAGAAAGUGACUAAAGAGAAAAAAGAUAAAGAGAAGGAGGAUGAAGAAAAAAAGAACGAAGAGAAAGAUGACGAAGAGAAAGAUGACGAAGAGAACGAGGACGAGGACAGCGAGAUUGAUCUAGAAGAUGAGUACUGGUAUUGA